This is a messenger RNA of Geodia barretti, 1710 nucleotides long. The record is from the annotation of a GenBank genome assembly. Lineage: Eukaryota; Metazoa; Porifera; Demospongiae; Tetractinellida; Geodiidae.
GUACAUUAUUCUGGAGAGAGGCAAGUAGCAAGACGAUCGCGUUCAUGGCUACGUCAGUCAGUGGCACUGAGACCAUCGUUCAACGGAGGGUGGCUACUCCAAAGGGAGGGAGCCAACAGGAGUCACCCGAGAAGACGAGAGACGACAGCUCCUCCACCACCGGCUGCCUCCCCAGGCGGUUUCGUAGAGGGAGUGACCGCCCCAAGUCCAGGAGACCGCCCUCUAACAAAUGGCUCCAGCAGCAGAUCCCAGCCUGUAGACCAGUAUUCACCGCCAAGUAUGUGUUUGGCCUGUUCAUCAUAGUGGGCAUCUUGUUCCUCAUCCUGGGAAUCGUCUUUGUUGCUGCCACUGUCGGGUUGAGGGAGCUGGAGGUGGAGUACACCAACUGUGGACCUCUGGAGACCGACAAUAUCCAGGCCUCCAGCUGCGAAGAUUACCUCCGAAACAUUUCCGACAUUUCCAACUCCGAUCGCAAGAAUACAGGUGACUGCCACUGUACCCUGGUGUUUGAAGUCAAGGACACCAUGAGAUAUCCCUGGAAGUUCUACUAUGCUCUGGACAACUACUACCAGAACCAUCGUCGCUAUCUCAACUCCUGGGACCCCGCCCAGCUCCGAGGGGACAACUUCCGCAGUCCUGACAGCAACUGCCGUCCUCUUGUCAGGUAUAGAGACAAUGACAAUGACAUGAAUAACGCAUCUCGACUGCCAAUUGUUCCCUGCGGUAUCAUUGCCAACAGCUGGUUUAAUGAUUCGUUUCCACUACCUACACAAUGAGGACUGAACGAGACGAUAGAUCUCAGCAGGAACAACAUAGCCUGGAAGACUGACAGAGAGGUGAGGUUCAGAAUGACAGCAACCUGGCUGCAGAUCUGGAAGGGACCAACCGUCCUCCCAACUGGCCGUAUAAUGUGUCUGAGAUUGGGGAUGGUCUUGGGAACGAAUCACUGAUAGUGUGGUUUCGAGCGUCUGCAUUCCCCUGGUUCCGGAAGCUGUAUGCUCAUCCUCGAGGUGACACGGAUCUUCGUCCUGGAAACUACUCCCUACUCAUCACAUACAAUUACCCGGUGGACAACUUCAGAGGACGUAAGUCCAUCUUCAUCUCAGAGCUGUCCUGGCUAGGUGGUCGAAACCUGUUCCUCGGCAUUGCGUACAUCAUCACGGCCGUGGUGUGUAUUGUGACGGGCAUAGUCCUACUAGUCAUCCACCUUUUCUUCUCCAAGUGGUGAGUGUAAUCAUGCAGUGUGUGUGCAUAGCCUUUUACAGUGGAACCUCUGAUAACGAACCCUCCUAAUAGAGGGCAUCCCCCCUGUAAUUAACGGACAAGAGUCGAUGCAUUAUGCAAACUGUUGUUUCUAUGGACACAAUUCUCCCGAAUAGCGUACACCCCCGAUUUCCUUACAAUGGACACCCUGUGUAUACCUUUCUAAUAAAAGUGCACCUCUAUUAAUCGACAAAAUGGGCAUGGUUGUUACGGUGGCAGAGCAUGAAAUCGAGCCUCUGGACACUUUACAAAACUUCUUUGCUCAUUUUCGCUCUUCUAGUUAUAGUUUCCGAUGAUGGGUGGAUGUAUACACGUCUAUAGGGACGUGUGAGGGAUGCAAAUACAGUUUCUCUGCGCAAACUGGUGCGAGGACAAGUGCGCAUUGUCUCGCAUGGCCGACUCUCUUUCUCGCUGGCCACGAGAGUGUGCACGGAUGUGAAUUGUUGG